This is a messenger RNA of Oryza sativa Japonica Group (Japanese rice), 1419 nucleotides long. Lineage: Eukaryota; Viridiplantae; Streptophyta; Magnoliopsida; Poales; Poaceae. The record is from RefSeq and is a predicted model, not a curated record.
GGCCGCGCGCGCGCGCGCCACGCACGCACACCGGACGCAACGCAACGGAAGCCGCCUGCCCCGUCUCGUCGUCGCCAUCGGGACGGCUGGGCCGCACGCUGCUCCUCGGUCCUUCGCCGCUCGUCUGCUCUGCCUGCCGCACGCGGACGCGGGUCGGCGCGGCGGAGUGGGGGUCUGGGGUCUAUGGCCGCCGCGGGUGCGGGGGCGAGCGGACCGGCGGCGGAGACAGCGGCCGCGACGUUCCGGCGGGUGUACGGCACACUCAAGGCAGAGCUUCUCAAGGACCCCUCCUUCGACUUCAACGACGACGCCAUCCAAUGGCUCGAGAGCAUGCUGGACUACAACGUGCUUGGUGGAAAAUUGAACCGUGGCUUGGCUGUUGUUGAGAGCUACAAAAUACUGAAAGCUGCUAGCGCAACAGAACCGAGCGAGGAGGAAUUGUUUCUUGCAUGCAUCCUUGGUUGGGGCAUCGAAUGGCUUCAGGCCUAUUUUCUGGUUCUUGAUGAUAUAAUGGAUAACUCACAAACUCGACGAGGAAAACCCUGUUGGUUUAGGCUUCCCAAGGUCGGCCUCAUAGCUAUAAAUGAUGGACUCGUCCUUCGCAGCCAAAUUUCAAGGAUCUUUAGGCGCUAUUUUCGUGGAAAAAGUUACUAUGUUGAUCUCCUAGAUUUAUUCAAUGAGGUUGAAAUUCAGACAACUUCAGGCCAGUUAUUAGAUCAAAUUACAACAAAUGAAGGAAGGAAAGAUCUGAACAAGUAUAAUGUACAUGUAUAUAGGCGCAUUGUGGAAUAUAAGACAGCUUACUAUUCAUUUUAUUUGCCGGUUGCAUGCGCACUGCUGUUGUUUGAUGAGAGUUUGGACAAUUAUGCUCAAGUGAAGCAUAUCCUAGUUGAGAUGGGUGUUUACUUUCAAAGCCAGGAUGAUUAUCUGGACUGUUUUGGUGAACCAGAAAUUAUUGGCAAGAUAGGAAGUGACAUUGAAGAUUUCAAGUGUUCUUGGCUAUUUGUUCAAGCACUUGAGCGCGCUGAUGAGAAACAAAAAGGAGUCUUGUUUGAAAAUUAUGGGAAAUCAGAUCCAGCUUGUGUUGCCAAAGUGAAGGAUCUAUAUAACGAACUUCAUCUCCAGCGGGUGUUUUCUGAGUAUGAAAGGGAGAGCUAUGAAAAGCUGAUCUCAGCCAUCGAAGCACAACCGAAUGAAGCAGUACGAGCGGUUCUGAAAUCUUUUCUGCACAAGAUCUACAAGAGGAGCAAGUAGAACACGGCUGAAAAAUAAGGCCAAUUUUGGCAUCUCGUGGAUUAUUCUGGUUCUUGGCUUCUUGUUGGGAUGUAUAGCAUAGGUGUGAUAGGUUUCUAACUUCUGGGACUUUGCAACGAGGAACGUGCCUGAUAAAUAAGAAAAAUAGUUUCUCAUUAUAUGUUC